Molecule: messenger RNA, 672 nt
Organism: Rotaria sp. Silwood1
Lineage: Eukaryota; Metazoa; Rotifera; Eurotatoria; Philodinida; Philodinidae
Source: the annotation of a GenBank genome assembly
AUGAAUUAUGUUGAAUUACCAUCAAAUAGAAAUUUGCAAAAUGAUCUUUAUUAUCAACCAUUGAAUAUUGAUGAUAAACGAGAUCAACGAUAUAUCUUUCCUAAUCACUUUUCAUUUAUUCAAAGCAAAGCUGAACUAAACUCAAAACUAAAUUCAAAUUAUAAUUAUAGCAAACGUUUCAACACACUGUUUAUUAUUUGUAGCACAAUUAUUUUUUUAUUUGCUAUAGCAGCAAUGGCCAUUUCGAUUUAUUUACUUAUUCAUGUUAUGGAAACAACAAAAACAACUAGCACAACAACUACUAGUACUCAACUCCGUUGGAAUUCAACAAGCUCGACAAUAGUUGGCAUAACGAGUUCAUCAGGUUCAGCUUCAAAUCAAUUAUAUACUCCUUAUCAUUUAACAUUAGAUUCAAAUGGUUCACUAUAUGUUGCUGAUUCCGAUAAUCAUCGAGUUCAAAAAUAUUUAAAAAGUGCAUCAACUGGAACCACAGUAGCUGGUAAAAAUGCAACAGCAACUACUGCUUUAGAUAAUUUAUAUUAUCCAACUGGAAUUAUUGUUGACUCCAGUAUGAAUAUAUAUAUAGCAGAUACAAACAACAAUCAAGUUAUGUUUUGGUCGAAUGGUGCAUCAUCAGGAACACAAAUAGCUGGUUCAAAUCAACUCUAUUAA